Symbiodinium natans is the source of this 1083-nucleotide messenger RNA. Lineage: Eukaryota; Dinophyceae; Suessiales; Symbiodiniaceae. The record is from the annotation of a GenBank genome assembly.
AUGUGCAUGCUGGGCAUCCGUUUACCUGAGAUCUCCGGGGACUGCCCAACCCCCCGAUGCAUCCUGAUGCCAGCGCUCUCAAAGAGAGGACCGUCAGUGCAGAUUCUGAUCGAGCGAAGCGACAUCGCCGGAUCUAUCCUGACCGGAAAAGGAGCUCAUCAGCCGAAAGAUUGCGACAUCAGGUUCUGCGAGAGAGUCGAGUGGCUCAUCAAGUGUGCGAAUGCUUCGCGACGCAUCAGGCCGAUUGUGGACAAGCGCUGGAAAAUCCCGAUCAGGUUCGACCCACAGAGCCAGCUCGCUCAAUGGGCAGUGGAGAGAGAACUGGACCUGUCAGAAACGAACCUGGACUUGGAGAGAGACUUCGCAAGUUGCAUACAGGACUUCGCCCCAAGCAAAGGUAACCAGAAGGGUCGUCUCAGGCUUCAGCUUUUCCAGAGGUGGCAUCGCGCAUCCGACAUUCAGGUGGCGUUGCAGAGGGAGGAGGAACUGAAGUGGAUAUUGCAGGAGGCAAGAAAAGCAGAGCUGCUGGAUGACAUUCUGAAACAGAUGAAAUCAAAGCUGAAGGAGAGCCAGAAGAAGCUGCAGGAGGAGGUUUGGUACUUCGUGGAGAUGCUGCACUUGACGCCGAAAGUGCGAUCUGCCGGUGUUCAACUCAGCCAUCGCAAGCACGAUGUGGAUCCCGAGAACGAAGGCAAGUGCUUUUGCUACAAGCUUUACGGCCAAAGGAUGGUUUGGGGCUGCAGCUGGCACAAGAGAUAUCUUGAAUAUGUCCAUGAAGCGGUUGCAACAAUUCACAGAGGAGAGGAGGAACAGCAAUACCAUCGCGUAGACGACGGGCAUGCUCUCACACAGGAUUUUCCAGAAGGUUAUCCGGUGGAUGCAUGGUGCGAGGUGACGAAGUCAUGGCGCCGAGGAGUCGUGAAAGAGAAGCGAACAAGGCAAGAGGAUGGUUCAGCCAACGUGGAGGCACUCUGGACCAUUCAAUGCGAGCACAGCGAAGGGACUUUUCAUUCAUCUUUCCUCUGCGACACAGCCGUGGCUACAAAGGAGUUGUUGGACCACUUUGGCAGGGGCCUUAACUAA